Molecule: messenger RNA, 1023 nt
Organism: Spirometra erinaceieuropaei
Lineage: Eukaryota; Metazoa; Platyhelminthes; Cestoda; Diphyllobothriidea; Diphyllobothriidae
Source: the annotation of a GenBank genome assembly
AUGGUGGUGAUGCACCAACCCCCACCCGACUCAGCCACAGCCCCCAACGUGCCGCCGCAAAUCAGCGUGAACGGAACCCAACUGCAAGUGGUAAAGAACUUCCCGUACCUGGGCAGUACACUCUCCCGCAACACCAAGAUCGACGACGAAGUCGCCAACAGGAUCUCAAAAGCCAGUCAAGCCUUCGGUCAUCUUCAAAGCACAGUUUGGAAUCGCCACGGUCUUCAGCUCAGCACCAAGCUGAAGAUGUACAAGGCCGUCAUCCUGCCGACACUGCUGUAUGGAGCGGAGACUUGGACAGUGUACGCAAAGCAGGCACGUCGUCUGAACCACUUCCACCUCAGUUGUCUUCGUCGCAUCCUGAGGCUAAAGUGGCAGUUAGAGGAGCGCCCAUCGACAGUUUUUAUGGAAUUCACUCGUCCUGUUGUGCCUUAUGGGCGUUCGUCCGUCUCUCUCUUACUCCCUUUCCGCCUGCCUCGCUCCCCAUCUCUCUCGGACUCUCUCUGCCUCUACCUCUGUCCCUCUCUCUUACUCAAAGUCUCCCUCUCUGUCUCUCUAUCUCACAGUGUCCCAAGCUCCCGCCCUUCCUGUCUCUCUAUCCGCAUUUCUCUCUCUCUCUCAGUCUCCUCCUCUCUCACAACGUAUCUAUCUGUCUAUCUCCCUCUCCGUUUCUUUCUCUAUCUAUCUCCGUCCAUCCCUCUCUAUAUAUACGUCUAUCUCUCUCUCUCAGUCUCUCUAAAUCUCUCUCAUUCACUCAACCUCAUUCAAUCUCCCACUCUGUCAGUUUUAGUCUCUCUCUGUUGGUCUCUAUAUCUGUCGGUCCCCCACUCACUUCCUCUCAGUCUAUCCCUCUCUCUCUCUCUCUGUCAGUCACUAUAUCUCAAUCAGUCUCUAGCGGUACCUCUCUCCCUCAUACUGUCUCUCUCUCUCUCUCUCUCACUCAGUCGCUCUCGCUCCGUCUCUCACUCAGACUCUCUCUCGCUCUCCCUCAGUCUCUUUCAGUACCUGUCUCAUUCAGGUUAG